Messenger RNA from Thermothelomyces thermophilus ATCC 42464, 1404 nucleotides. RefSeq lists its product as uncharacterized. Bases 159 to 1292 code for a protein of 377 amino acids. Gene Ontology annotation, molecular function: nitronate monooxygenase activity. The record is from RefSeq and is a predicted model, not a curated record. NCBI's taxonomy places the organism in Eukaryota, Fungi, Ascomycota, Sordariomycetes, Sordariales, Chaetomiaceae. The transcript is spliced from 3 exons.
CUUCCCCAGGUCUUCGGGAGAUAUCUGAGCUGCUUCUCCCAACUGAGUCGAGGUUCUCCUGAACAGUGCGCGACCUCUGCUUUUUUUCCCUCUUUUUGAAUGUCGAGUUUCUUCGUUUCUGUUUAAUACUACUCAAUCGUUUUAGACCAACAGACGCCAUGGCUUCUCCUCAGCAAAUCCGCACCGAACUUACCGAUCUUUUCAAGAUCAACCACCCCAUCCUUCUCGCCGGCAUGAACGUUGCCGCCGGUCCCAAGCUGGCUGCGGCCGUCACAAACGCCGGCGGUCUCGGUGUUCUGGGUGGUAUCAACUACACCCCCGAGAUGCUCAAGGAGCAGAUCGAGGAGCUCAAGUCGCACCUCCACGACAAGAAUGCGCCGUUUGGCGUGGACCUCCUGCUGCCCCAGAUCGGUGGCAACGCCCGGAAAACAAACUACGACUACACCAAGGGCAAGCUUAAUGAGCUGAUCGACAUCAUCAUCCAAUCCGGCGCCAAGCUCUUCGUCUCGGCCGUCGGUGUCCCCCCGAGGCACGUGGUAGAGAAGCUGCACAAGCACGGCGUCAUCUACAUGAACAUGAUUGGCCACCCCAAGCACGUCAAGAAGUGCCUCGACCUGGGCGUCGACAUCAUCUGCGCCCAGGGCGGCGAGGGUGGUGGCCACACCGGCGACAUCGCCACCACAGUCCUGAUCCCCGCCGUCGUGGACGCCUGCAAGGGCCACAAGUCGCCCCUCACCGGCAAGCCCGUCCAGGUCCUCGCCGCGGGCGGCAUCCACAACGGCCGGAUGCUCGCGGCCGCGCUCAUGAUGGGCGCCAGCGGCGUCUGGGUCGGCACCCGCUUCGUCCUGUCCGAGGAGGCCGGCGCUCCCGAGUCGCACAAGGAGGCCGUCCGCACCGCCGGCUUCGACGACACGAUCCGCACCCUCAUCUUCACCGGCCGCCCGCUGCGCGUGCGCAAGAACCCUUACAUCAUGAACUGGGAGGAGGAGCGCGCCCAAGAGAUCAAGGAGCUCACCUCCAAGGGCAAGAUCCCGUACGAGGCCGAUCUCGACAAGGUCAUGUCGGGCGAGGCCGAGGCAACUCCCGCCAUCAAGGGCUCCGGCCUCAUGAACGCCAGCGCCGAUGACGAUACCGAUGUCGACGACCUGCUCGACCAGUUCCGGCCUUUCCUCAUGGGCCAGUGCGCCGCCGUUGUGAACGAGAAGAAGCCGGCCAAGGAGAUUGUCGACGAGUUCAUCAACGAUGCGGUUGCCAGCAUCAAGAAGGGCCAUUCCUACACGGCGAAGCUUUGAGCAGUUUUGGGGAGUUUUUAGUUUUUUUUUUGGGGGGGAGGGGGUAUUUGUACAUAGGCAGCGGGUUUCAUAAGUUAAAUAGUGUUUUCAAUGAUCUGAUACUAUCCUGUCA